AUAUAUAUUAUUUGAAGAAAUCGAAAGCGGAUGUUUCCCACCGGACGUCUUAUGCGGAACACAAGCGGUUGCCUGGCAACACAGGACGCUUUGGUGAGCGGUGUCGCAGACAUGGCCAAGUUUGUGCUUGCGGGCAAAGCUGAUUGUCCGUAUUAUGCAAAGGCUGAGCUUCUCGCAGAUAUGCUACGACAAAAACUGCCUGAUUUUCACAUUCACAAGAUUUGUGUGCAUCCCACUGAAUGGAAGGUUUGGCUGGAGGACACCUGUGCAUUAAAUGGUUGGAAGCAUUCAAGUUCUCCUAUAGUGUGGAGGGAGUUGGUGGAUCGUGGUGGGAAAAGCAUGCUACUUGGGGGCUUCAACGAUUUUCUUGAGCAUGCACAGGGUUACUAUGGUAUCACCUCAGAUAUGACCACUGAUCUGAUGCUAAAAAUCGCAGAAGAAAAUCUUCAGACAAAAGAACGGUGCAUACAGGAGGAAAUUCAAAGACAAAACUUACUCACACCAUUGCACGUAUGGAUCAGCAGUGCAUUGCAUCCCGUCUGCUACAUCCUCAUUCCUCAAUUGUUCACGCCAGGGCUUUUCCCAAAUGCUCCCACCAUCAGCCUUCACCUCCUGGAUGUUGGCAGCUCGGAGGAAUCCUUACACGGGCUCAAAAUGGAGGUAGAAGACCUCGCCCUACCUCACCUCCACGAGGUCACUGUCCAUUCAGACCUAACCCUGGCCUUUCAAGAAGCCCACUUUAUUAUUUUUCUGGAUGACUUGCUCACAAAUUGUGAAAGUAUUGAUGAGCAGGAUGCCAAGGACCACAAGGUGAGCCGGGUAGCAGAGAGUUUUAGUUGCUACGGGCAACUCAUUGAGGCAAAUGCACGGAAAGACGCGAGAGUGCUGGUGGCCGGAGAGGACUUUAUUAAUUUGAAGUGCUCGCUGCUGAUCGAGAACGCGCCUUCUGUCGACCCGCACAACUUUGUGGCGAUGACAACCCAACUGGAGAAUGAAGCAAAAGCUCAGCUUGCACAGAAGUUAUCAGUCAAGACCACAGACAUCACUAACAUCAUCAUAUGGGGCAACGUAAGCGGUAGUUACCACAUUGACCUGCAGAAGGCGAUGGUUUACAGAUAUGAUGGUGCUGUUUGGGGUCCAGAUAGUUUUUCUCAGCCAGUCCUGGAGAUGAUUUAUGAUUGGAAAUGGCUGGAGAAAGAUUUUAUGAGAUUAGUACAUGAACGUCGUGCCACAAUUUCAUCAAAGACCAACAAGGCCACAGCCAUGUCAACAACCAAUGGGAUAGUAGCAGUUUUAAAAGCCUGGAACAACGAUACGUUACCGGGGGAAGUCUUUUCAUUGGGUGUACAUAGUAGAGGACAGUUUGGAUUUCCAGAAGGUUUGGUCUUCUCAAUGCCCGUGAGUUGCAGGGAUGGUCGAUGGUCAGUCUGGUUAGAUGUUACUGUUACAGAUGAUUUGAGGAUGAAGCUUGAGGCUUGCAUUGAUGAACUUAAAACAGAGAGAUACAUUGCAGCUAUCGGAUACUGAAGGAACUACCCUGAUGAUUAGGAAGGAUUUUAACAAUGUAUUCAGUUUUUUGGAUAAUUUCCUACAAUGUAACUAUAUGAAGUUCGCUGGAUACAAUACCAUAUGUUGUACCACUUAACAGUUAAACCUCAGAGUACUUAGAUAAUUACAGUGUAUACUAAACUAUAUUAUACUCAAAUUAUUCUGUAUAAAAACAAAUAUCCUGUUUGUUUUUUUUGUAUUUUUCUAAUAAACAAUUAUAUGCAAUUGUUGUUUGUCGGUGCAAAACUUCCUUUAUUAAAGAAAUAAAAACCCCAAAAUAAAAUUGGCCCAUAAGCCAUCCUAGCUGGGUGUAUAUGACUUUUGUUUUUCAGCCAAACAUAUCAAGAGAGUUAUAUUAAAUCAUUUUUAGCUUGAAACUGGCAUUGAAUAGUGCCUCAUUUAAGCUGAAAAAAGAGCAUCCAUCCAUGAAAACUAAUUCAUCCACUGAAUCAGUGUCUGAAUUAUAGCAAACAUUAUGGGGGUCCCCUAGCUAAGCCCCCAUUCAUUAAAUUUUUGUUGGUCCUGAAUCAACGUUUAAUGCAAACAAACCCCAAAUUACCCUUAAUUCAAACCUUAACCAUACACCACAACAAUAUAUGUUCAAAUAUAUUUUUAAAUAUAUUUCACAAAAAUGGCCAAAAUAUAUAUUUGCAGGAAUAUAUUUAGAAACAUGUAUUUUUCACCAUUAUAUGUUUUGGCCAUUUUGAAAUAUUUUAUAAAUAUUUAUAAACAUAAAUAUAUAUAAGCAUUUAUAUUAACAUUACACUGGAAGAAAAACUAUGUUACACACCUGUGAACAUAAAAAUUUUAAUACAUUUUGAAAAAUAUGUUGAUAUAUGGAGGUUAAAACGAGAUAUAUUUCUUGAUUUGACAAUAUAUUUAUUUAAGCUUUACUUUCUGCAAAAAUGUUUUUUUUUUUUUGCCAUAC
Misgurnus anguillicaudatus (oriental weatherfish) is the source of this 2476-nucleotide messenger RNA. It is a transcript of the gene mdh1b, whose product is annotated as malate dehydrogenase 1B, NAD (soluble). Lineage: Eukaryota; Metazoa; Chordata; Actinopteri; Cypriniformes; Cobitidae. The record is from RefSeq and is a predicted model, not a curated record. Gene Ontology annotation, biological process: malate metabolic process. Gene Ontology annotation, molecular function: malate dehydrogenase activity; oxidoreductase activity, acting on the CH-OH group of donors, NAD or NADP as acceptor.